ACGCGCCGGCAUUUUACUUUAAACCCGGGUUGCCAAGGCGAGAAAAUCGUAUACUACCACUUCGCUAACAAGAUUGGGGGACAAUAUUUGCUCACUUACAAAUGCAUUUGUAAUGGUGGUUGGACACAGAAUUCAUUAGAUGUCCACUCGCCCUGCGAAACGGACAUCAACGAAUGUUUGAACUCCACAACAUGUGUUGACCGCGGAAACUGUGUAAACGAACCUGGCAGUUUCAGAUGUGAAUGUUUGUCUGGUUGGUACGGGAACAAGUGCGAAUAUGGAGUCUGGAACUGCACAUUUGACAACGACAAUUUAUGCAACUGGACAAAUGUGAACGGGGGCGACGACACUUUGAAUUGGAACCUGAUACAUUCGACAACUCCAACAGAUGAUACUGGACCUUCAAACGACCACACGACUGGAAAUAUUGAUGGGGCUUACAUAUUUAUGGAAUCAAGCGCACCUACUGUGCACGGUGACAAUGCGAUGCUACGAAGCCCUGAAAUCAACACUACGGGGUCAAGUGGUAUCUGUCUAAACUUCUGGUACAGCAUGAACGGCGAUUCUAUCGGAAGUCUCAAAGUUUACAUCGAGGAGGCAGGGACCAGACGUUUGAUAUGGUCUCUUUCUGGACACCAGGGAACGGAAUGGAGAAACGCGAGUGUUCCGCUACAUUCCAAUCAGAACGUCCACAUGAUCCUAGAGGCAACUGUGGGAGACGGAUAUCUUGGCGAUAUUGCACUGGAUGACAUUUCAAUGACACGUGGUCCAUGCACACUAGAGCCAUCGAAUGCAAGGCCGAUAUCUCCGAACAUCGUGGGAUAAGUGAGGAUGCAUCAUUUGACCUUGUUUGGAUUGAUUUCUCUGUUAUAAAUUAAACAAUAUGCUGCAUGAAAUAAGUGAUUUAUCGGUACCUUGAAUAUUGGUCUUUACACCUUACGAUAAACCCAUCAAAAGCUUAAAUACCAAAAAUGCUGACCCAUGAUAUGAACCAAUGGAAGAUGUAUUGGCAUAAU
Molecule: messenger RNA, 1016 nt
Organism: Dreissena polymorpha
Lineage: Eukaryota; Metazoa; Mollusca; Bivalvia; Myida; Dreissenidae
Product: MAM and LDL-receptor class A domain-containing protein 1-like
Exons: 5
Biological process (GO): nervous system development
Cellular component (GO): membrane
Molecular function (GO): calcium ion binding
Source: RefSeq, a predicted model, not a curated record